Heterotrigona itama is the source of this 2076-nucleotide messenger RNA. Lineage: Eukaryota; Metazoa; Arthropoda; Insecta; Hymenoptera; Apidae. The record is from the annotation of a GenBank genome assembly.
GGGCCAUCAUACGCAUUUUCAAUAUCGCUCUCGCUAAUUUCGAUCCGCGCUGAUACGUAGAUCACGUCCUCCUGACACCAGAUAGCGAUAGGAUGACGUUGCUGAUCGGAUUGUUACUGAUUGCCAGCUGGACCGGAGCUGCCGUCGCCGGACUACCACCUGGUGUACAAUCUUGUCCGCGAACGUUCGACCUGGGACAAUACGACAGAUGUGUGAUGCAGCAAUUGAAAGCUAUAACACCAUAUUUGGCCAAGGGUGUCCCGUCCUUGAAGCUGCCAGCCUUAGAUCCCCUAUUUCUACCAUCGUUGACGGUGGAUAGAAAUCUGGAUUCGUUGAAGAUCAAGGCGAACAUGAGCCAGAUUCGCGUGUACGGCGCAACGAAUUUCAUCAUCGACGACUUGAAAGCUAAUCCGAACGAUCUGUCGGUGCGUCUGAAAGUUCAGCUGCCCCACGUUCACGUUAAUGGAGAUUACGAUGUUCAAGGAAGGUUGCUGUUACUUCCGUUGAGCGGAAUUGGCAGUUUCAAAGGAAAUUUCACUAACACGGAGGCGCAAGUAACUGCUCAAGGCAAAGAAAUAACUGAUAAAAAUGGAGUACAGAGAAUCGAAAUUGAUAAGCUAGUGACGAAGAUUCGCGUAGGAGACGGGAACAUCCGAUUAAAAGCACCUCCUUCUCAUACUGUAGCUGCUGACGCAGCGGCCACGUUCUUCAACGCGAAUCCACGCUUAGUUCUGGACAUCGCCAGCCCGAUUAUCGAGGACACGGCGGCAACUGUUGGCAGAGCAUUGGCUGCUAGAGCAUUGGGCGCUCUGACAAAAGAGGAAUUACUACCCUAGUCCACGUUCGCUACGUUAUGUGAUCCCAUAGGUAAUCGUAUAACAUGCUUAACACGUUUCCUGUCCCGUGAGUCAUUGAGUUAUCAGCAGUCAAUAAUUCAUAUUAAUUAAUAACUUAAUUUAAAUAUAUGUUAGAUUGGUGUGCCUUCGUCGUCUCUUGAAGUCUGACAGUAAUAAUAAUCAUUAUUUUAAUUUUGUCCCAUUGUGAAUUACGUUGAAGGAGAAAUUCAAUAGAAGUUAACAUAAUAAAAAUUCGUUUGUAUUAUAACUUGUCGAGGGACGAAUAAUUUAUACUAUUGGAAACCAUUUUCUCCUCUAUUGGUGAUUUUUCGUAUUUUGUUCAGUCUCGUGAAUAUUUUCUAAUGGUACAGUAUUCUAAAUUAUCGUUGGCGAGAUUAGAAUUAAUUUCGAUAGGAAACGCGUUAAAGUGAGAAGAAUUUUCUUAAUUCUAAGUGUUUAGAUAAGUCGUUCUAAUAAUUCUAAGUAUUUAGAUAAGAUACAGUGCUGUAUAUUAGAUACAACUUAAUGUGAUUAACUAUAGAAUUAGAAUUUAUCAUCACUCUGGCUUAUCAUUGAAUGGUUCUCGUCAAAGAGAAAGAAAUGAUAAUAUGCAUUUUCACUUGCAAUCUAAUUGUUCUAUAUUAUAAAAUUGGAAAGUUGCAAAGGAUUAUUACGUGAUUUGAAAACAAAGAGUAUAUAAUUAAUCUUGGAACGAAUUGGAAAAAAUUUAAUUGACUGCUUGAUAAAUUUUCAGCUUAGAUUAUAUUUUUCAAUGUCACAUUUCAAGUGACUGAAUAUCCUCAGAAUUUGUUCUUUUAAUUACAAUUUAUUUUCAUCAUUAGCUUUCGAUUAUCGUUUGAUCGUUUGAAUUCUUUAAUCGAGAAGUUUUAAUUCCGUUGUUAUAAAAUAUGAUAGACAUAAACAUACUAGACAAAAUCAUUAUUGUUAUAAAAUAUAAUUAUAUAACAGACAUAGAAAAUAGAUAAAAAUAUAUAAAAUAUAUUUUUGAAUAUUUUAUAAAAUAAUAAAAAUAUAAAAGCGAUUCUUUAGGGUGUAAAUAAAUUUAUGCUUUAACGUGGACGAUGGAUAUUAAUUUUUGGAUAUAACUGUUAAAUUUAUUUGUGGUCCUUUUAGACAAUUUUAAAAUCGUAAAAUCAUUAUUUCGAUUACGUGUUUGUUGUCUAUUUCUUUUCUGAUUUCUCGUUCUUUUGUCGUUCGUUGCUUUUAUUGUAAAUGCCGA